Molecule: messenger RNA, 960 nt
Organism: Orussus abietinus
Lineage: Eukaryota; Metazoa; Arthropoda; Insecta; Hymenoptera; Orussidae
Gene: Clc
Product: clathrin light chain
Exons: 7
Coding region: 137-784 (215 amino acids)
Biological process (GO): clathrin coat assembly; intracellular protein transport; clathrin-dependent endocytosis
Cellular component (GO): clathrin coat of coated pit; plasma membrane; postsynaptic endocytic zone cytoplasmic component
Molecular function (GO): clathrin heavy chain binding; structural molecule activity
Source: RefSeq, a predicted model, not a curated record
GUAAAUAUUGGCUAAGCUAUUGACGUUGAUACUUCGGAGUGACUGGAAGUGACAUUUGGUUUGAUUUUACGAGAGGGGUGUUUCUAGAAUUACGACUUGCGUUUUGAAUGCUGCUUCGUCAAAUUUAACUUCAAAGAUGGAUACUUUUGGAGAUAACUUUAUUGCCGAGUCCGAAGUGGACCCAGCUGCAGAAUUUCUAGCUCGGGAACAGGAUCAGCUGGCUGGCUUAGAAGAUGAAAUCCCCCCUGCUGUAUCUGUGCCAUCGACGGUACUAGCAGUUGAUGGAAAUGAUAUCAGUGAAAAUUUCAAUAAUUUAAAAGUUGGUCCUGGAGGUGAUGCGGAAGGCAGUUUCGAAAUGAUUAAUGCAAUUGAUCAGCCAUCAGAAAUACUAGAAUCUACUCCUGUUCCUCCUGUAAAGGAAGAGCCAGAAAAGAUUCGAAAGUGGAGAGAAGAACAAAAGGCCAGACUGGAAGAAAAAGAUGCCGAAGAAGAGAGAAAGAAGGAAGAAUGGAGACUCGCAGCGAAGAAGGAACUGGAAGAAUGGUACAAACAUCACACUGAAGCUAUUAGCAAGACGAAGGCUACUAACAGGGAAUCGGCCAAAAACGCCGAGAAGCAAUUUGUUGCGGAGGCUGACGAGGUAGAGCCAGGUACCGAGUGGGAACGCAUCGCUAAACUUUGUGACUUCAACCCAAAGUCCUCUCGGACCUCCAAAGACGUUUCAAGGAUGCGUUCCAUCAUCCUGCAGCUGAAGCAGACCCCUCCAGCUCCGGUCAAUGCUUGAUCAGAAAAAUGGCUCGUACAGAAUCCUCCCGCCGAUCGUUGUUUGCCCUGAUUAUAUGACAGUUCCCCUGCGAAUCUAAUUUCAUGUCGAAUGCUAGGGCCAAAUAAGUACGAGAGUAUGUUACCUCUAUAUUAAAAAAAAAAAAACAAUAAAUCGUUUGUUUGGAUCAAAUUUCA